AUGCAACAACGUCAUCGUCUUAGCGGCGAUGCCCGUAUCGGGGAAGUCCACCGUCGGGGACGUAGUGCCGCUAACGACUUGCUGGUUAUCCGCCUGCUGCCCAAUGGCCUGGAUCGCAGCCGUUUCUGCUUCGUCGCUGGGAAACGCGUCGGCAACGCCGUGGUGCGUAACCAGAUCAAGCGACGGUUGCGCGAAGUAAUCCGAAAUUCCCAUUCCCGCCCGGGUUGGGACUCCAUCCUGAUUGCGAGGCGUGGCGCUGGUGAAGCGAAGUUCCCUCAACUUGAGCGUGCCGUGCAUAAUUUGCUGCGCCGCACCCAGUUGAACAAAGCCGAACCUGAAGUUGUUGACCCCGUGAACCCGCAGACCGUAACCUCAACGCCGGAGGCAACGCGGUGA
Messenger RNA from Geodia barretti, 396 nucleotides. Lineage: Eukaryota; Metazoa; Porifera; Demospongiae; Tetractinellida; Geodiidae. The record is from the annotation of a GenBank genome assembly.